UACUUUUUCUAUUGUUCUCUGCCCUGCUGAAACGCUCCUCUCUGGGCAGGAACUACAUUAUGCGCCCACCUCAUUUUUGCUGGGAUGGUAGCUUUGGGAAGACCGUAGGCUGCUAUGGAAAAUGAGGAAUCUCAGAAACUCUGGGGGUGGGAGAAUAGUUCCCCCUUCUCCCACCUGUAAUCAGAUGAGGCCCAUCUGAGUGACAGUGGCUGGCCUUCUCUCCCCUCCUAGAGGAUCUCCUUAGAGGUCUGGAUAACCAGGCAAGAUUCAGGCCAGGGUGACACUGUAAAUUUUCCAGAACCCUUGUGCAAUUCAGGUGUAGAGGGUGGAAGGUGUUCUUGGGUGCGAGUAACUACAGCUGCUGGAGUGUUUUUGCUAUUAACGACAGAAGUGCCUGUGUGUGCACCCUACCGCACCCCAGCCAUGGCCCCGGUCAGCAUCAACGAGCUCCCUGAGAACAUCCUGCUGGAGGUGUUCACGCACGUGCCCGCCCGCCAGCUGCUCCUGCGCUGUCGCCUGGUCUGCAGCCUCUGGCGAGACCUCAUCGACCUGGUGACCCUCUGGAAGCGCAAGUGCCUGCGUGAGGGCUUCAUCACCGAGGACGGGGACCAGCCUGUGGCCGACUGGAAGAUCUUCUACUUCCUACGCAGCCUCCACAGGAAUCUCCUGCGCAAUCCAUGUGCCGAAGACUUCAAGGUCCAGACUUCAUGGGUCUUGCUUGCCCCUCUCCGCCCAGUGUCUGCAAUGAUGCCUUCACAUAGCAGAGGAUAUGGCUUCCUGGCAGAUCGAUUCCAACGGCGGAGACCGCUGGAAGGUGGAGAGCCUCCCCGGAGACCACGGGACAGACUUUCCCGACUCCAGAGUCAAGAAGUACUUUGUCACAUCUUUUGGGAAUACGAGUCCACCAAGGUGCCCUCUUUGGGACCCUUGGACUGGGGUCACAUGCCACCGAGGCACAGGAUGUGCCUCAAGUCCCAGCUGGUGGACCUCAAGGCCGAGGGCUACGGGGAGGAGCUGCUAGACACGUUUCGGCCCGACAUCGUGGUUAAGGACUGGUUCGCCGCCAGAGCAGACUGUGGCUGUACCUACCACAUCCGCGUACAGCUGGCCUCAGCUGACUACAUCGUCCUGGCCUCCUUCGAGCCCCCGCCUGUGACCAUCGAUCAAUGGAACAAUGCCAAGUGGACGGAGGUCUCCUACACUUUCUCAGAUUACCCUCCAGGCGUCCGCCACAUCCUCUUCCAGCACGGGGGCAAGGACACCCAGUUCUGGGCAGGCUGGUAUGGGCCCCGCGUCACCAACAGCAGCAUCGUCAUCAGCCCGAAGAUGACUAGGAACCUGGCCCCCUGCACAGCUCUGCCUGAGACCACAGAGGGGUAGGAGAAGGUUGUCUGCCUGCCCUCCUUCCCUCACCUCAGAAGGCCCUUCUGACAGCCCGUCAUUUGAUAGCCAUUCAUCCGUCCUCUGUCUGGGCCAACUGACUGCCAAAGGUCUCCUCCGGCGGAGCGUGUAGCCGGCAGCGAGGGCCCCUGCCCCUGGAGCUCCUGCCCCAGUUCCGACCUUGGGGAAACCCACCAGUUUGUGGGAGCCCCCAGUCAUGUGCUCUGACAUUUUCUCACAAUAAAUGUUUUCCGUAAAACCA
Molecule: messenger RNA, 1642 nt
Organism: Lynx canadensis (Canada lynx)
Lineage: Eukaryota; Metazoa; Chordata; Mammalia; Carnivora; Felidae
Gene: FBXO6
Product: F-box protein 6
Exons: 8
Coding region: 424-1380 (318 amino acids)
Biological process (GO): glycoprotein catabolic process; SCF-dependent proteasomal ubiquitin-dependent protein catabolic process
Cellular component (GO): endoplasmic reticulum quality control compartment; SCF ubiquitin ligase complex; cytoplasm
Molecular function (GO): protein binding; ubiquitin protein ligase activity
Source: RefSeq, a predicted model, not a curated record